GCUCUAUGCAGUGUUUGUCAAGAACCAAGGAGCUCCAGGUACCAGUGAUGUACCCAGCGAUCACUCAGCGUUGUGUGUGUACAGGAUGACUGACAUCUUGGCUGCCUUCAGAGAAGCGGUGCGGGGAUGCAUACAAGAUGGAAAUACAUACAGCGUCGAAUACUUGAACAGUUUCUGCAGCUUCUUUAGGAUACCCAUUUUGGAUCGCUAUCUUUGCAAAUCCCAUACCGUUAAUGGAGGUAUUUCGUUAUUCCGAUAUGCCAAGGGCAUAGACCCCGUUCCAUCCACGGCGAUUCUAGAGCUGCCUGGUACUCUCAUGUCAUCAAUCACGACCACUUUAGGAGUCAACCACACCAUCGCCUUAAUCGGGACAUCGGCUGGAGAUUUGCUUAAGGUUCACGUGGAAAGUAGCACAACUGGUCGGUUGUAUGAACGGGUUAGUGUUGACGCCAGUCCCGUUCUUCGAGAUAUCCAUGUUGACAGCGAAACACAUGAACUAAUUCUGUUAACGGAACAAAAGUUAGUGAAACUCGGCGUAGACGAUUGCAGUCAGUACACCACAUGCGCGGCGUGUAUUGGGACUAAAGCUGGACAAGAUGGCGACCCUUACUGCGGUUGGUGCUCGCUGGAAAGAAAAUGCACACGAUAUUGUGAAUGUCCAUUGCCGGAUGUAUCAACAAGGUGGCUUGCGUACGACGCUGAACAGUGCUUGGAGAUAACCAGUGUGGAAGCCAGCCUCCCUAUAACAAAAACGGAAUGGCAGAUGAGUAUGACAAUUCAGCAGCUUCCCGACCUCUCUCCCGGCCAAUCGUACCAGUGUCAUUUCGGUUCUUAUGCCAGCCCAGCAAUAGUAACUGAAGACAGUUUAACAUGUACAACGCCCCCAAGUGGCAGGAUUCCUCCAAUUGAAAAAGGAUCAGAUGCAGUAAGCGUUGAGUUGUCGGUGUAUUCCACGGAAACGUCCGUCAACUUCCUGAGUUUGCCAUUUCAUUUCUACGAGUGUUCCAGUCAUACCUCUUGCGUGUCAUGUGUUGGAAGCCGAUGGGCGUGUGACUGGUGUGUGUUUGAAGAUAGAUGCACUCACGAGAGCUCUACGUGUAGAAGAGGAAAUGAGAUCAUUAUAACCGGUGACAAGAAUUCUCGCGUGUCAACCGCCAAAGGAGCCACCUUUUGCCCGCAGCUUCAGGCCCAGGGAGGGGAGGUGCUUAUCCCAGUGGGCGUGUCCAGAUCAGUCACUCUCUCUACAGAAAAUCUGCCUGACCCUGCACAGGUUUCCUCAUACAGAUGUCUUCUUCAUGUCGAGGGAAAUGACAUCUUAGCUGAUGCAGAACGAAGUGGUGAAACCAUAACAUGCAAGGAUAGAGCAUAUUCGUUCUCGGGUGGAGCGCGAGAGGUACACGCUUUACUGAUUAUGGAAUGGACGGAUAAUUUGAACGUACACCACCUACUAGAUGAUGUUUACAGCUAUACAGUGACGUUGUACAAUUGUACCAUCGUUGGUCGCGCUUGCAGUCGUUGCGUCGCAGCUCGACCAGCUCUCAGCUGUGUGUGGUGUGGCAACACGUGCUCCUAUGAUACCCAAUGCAGUGCGCCCAGAAUUGUAACAUUGAACAAUGGCCUGAACUGUCCCGAUCCUGUCCUCACCGAAGUUCACCCUGCUUCUGGACCGAUUGAAGGAAACACGGUCAUCACUCUGUCUGGAACAGACUUGGGCCGAAGAUUUGGUGACGUCAAGUCUACCGUUGGCGGACAAGUUUGUGAUAUCGUUGGUCUUGAAAGCAACUACUCGAUAGGAGAAAGACUUUCAUGCCUGGUGCGAUCUCAUUCAGAAGGUCCUGCCCUAAUCGCUCUUACUGUCACUGGAGCUGAUGGUUCAUUGCAAUACUCCUCGAGCUCUUUGAACUUUAUUUAUGCGGAUCCACGCAUUUCCAACUUUUCCCCUACCAUUGGCCCCGAGGCGGGAGGGACCCUAGUCACAGUCAGCGGAACAGCUUUACAGGCAGGCAGGAACAUUGAAGCAUAUUUUGGAGACAAACCAUGUGUAGUUAUCAGCGUCAGAGAUGAUGGUAUUCAGUGCUUGACGCCUCCCUCAGUGGCAGGUACAAUUGACAUUCUGAGACUGAGCUUUGACGGAGCCAACAGAACAUCCACGUCGAGGUUUUUCUUCGCCUCAGACCCAGUCAUAAGAAAGGUCUCACCGUUAACCAGCAUCGAAGCAGGUGGAAGAAAUCUGACGGUAACUGGGAAAGACUUUCACAUCAUAGAGACACCAAAGAUUGUGGCCUACUGCCUCAUCGAAAACACCUUGUUACAGUUUAAAGAGAAAUGCAGAACCAAUUCUGAUACAAGCAUGGCAUGUCCAACUCCGGAUGUCCGGCCUUACCGAUGUAACGAGGUGCCGUUUGGGUUUGUGAUGGACGGUGUGACCCAGCUCCUUACCUGGUCCGAGUCCAAGAGAGUCACGCUGGAGUAUUUCCAAGAUCCCGUGUACUUCCAGUUCGACGAGGAAGGGUUCGUGGCCAACGGGAAUCUUUUGGAACUCACGGGGAAAAGGAUAAACUACGCCAUCACAGCCAAAGAAAUCAACGUCUAUGUAGGAAAUGGCCUAUGUGAAGUAACUUACAUCAGCGGCACGAUUCUGCAAUGUACGCUGCCCAAAGUUCAGCCGACUAGCUUAGAUGAAAGUGGUGAUCUCACAGCUGUGGUUCAACACAACAACUUGGUAUUUGAAUUGGGGAAGGUGAUCUACGGCCGACCAGCCAACCACAUCAUCGCUAUCGCUGUACCCAGCGUGAUUAUCCCCUUCUCCCUGGCCAUCGUACUCGCUGCUAGCCUCAUGUAUUGCAAACAAAUGCGUCGAAAGCGCACCUACGAACAGAGAGUGUUGAACACGUUACUGGAGGUGCACCUCGAGAUUUCAGCAAACGUCAGCCAUGGAAGGUCGGAGAGAUCCCAGAUACCGUCACAUCGGCGAUCAGCGGCCAAACACAAGCGCAUCGCAAUGAAUAACAGGGUCAGCUUCGUUCCCCGCGACAUUCACAUCGAGUUUAGCCAAUUGGAAUUUGGGGAAACACUCGGACAAGGUGCAUUUGGACGCGUUUUGCAAGCAACCCUACGUGAUCCAGCAAAAGAGGAUCAACUUGUGGCAGUUAAGACAGUGCAAGACACCUCGGACCCGAAACUUGUCGUGAGGUUUCUGGAUGAAGGUUUCAUCAUGACAAGAUUUGACCACGUGAACGUGAUGGGACUACUGGGGUUGACCUUUGACACAGAUAACAACCCCCUGUUGGUUCUGCCCUUCAUGGCAAAUGGCGACCUGAAGAAAUUCAUGAUCAAAAAGAAAAAGUCCAUGCCGACAUCUCUGCUGUUGAGGUUUGCGUCACAUGUCGCACUCGGUAUGAGUUAUUUGGCUCAGCACAAGUUUGUCCACAGAGAUCUUGCGGCCAGAAAUUGCAUGGUGGAUGGUGAUCUUCUGGUGAAGAUAGCGGAUUUUGGACUGUCACGUGACGUGCAAGAAUCGGAUUACUACACAAGCGGCGAUGCCCAGGCUAAGCUGCCUAUCAAAUGGAUGGCUCCCGAGUCCAUGGAACGUCGAGUGUACAACGCCAGAACUGACGCGUGGUCAUACGGCGUGGUCCUGUGGGAGAUAUUUAGCAGAGGUGAAAGACCCUAUCCUGGAGUUGCCAACAAAGAUGUGUUUGACAUCUUGAGGAGCGGCCAACGGAUGGAUGCCCCUAAGGACUGCCCGCCACAGGUCUACCGGAUAAUGGAACGUUGCUGGCAGGACAACCCCAAGUCCCGGUGCACCUUCAGCCAAAUUGUCAACGAGCUGGACGAUCUGUUGGCUAGACGUCGCGCUCAUGACACGUGGACAGGUGUGGGAGGGCAAGGGCCGGGCGAACACGGCGAAGCAUCCGGUGCACAGGAUGACAGCUACCUGGUGCCCAUUCAGAUGGAAACAUCGUUUGGCGUGGACGGCCCGUGCACCGACGUGGGAACCAGCGAAGACAGCGCAACAGCCACCAAUGGCGCUCGCCCGGAUUACGUCAAUAAGAGCGUCUUCAGAUAACUCAAGUGUAAAAGACUGUCUUACAAACAUGUUCAGCGAGAAAAAAAAAGAUACUAAAGUUUGUAUCGUUGCACACAUCAGCAUGGUUACUGCAGUGGCUUUUAAAGGGUCCACAUUUUUGUUGACUAAAGUAAUUUCUGUGAACGAGAUAACUUUAUCAGUCGGAGCGUCUUUUAAUCGAAUUUGUCUCACGAUAUGUGAUUUCCCAGUUGGUCUGAUUCUAGGCUCUUCCCAGAAUCCCAUUUCGAGACUCAUAAUCAUAAGAGAAAAGCUGCAGAUCCAGCAGUACCCGCAUUACAUCAUGGAGAAGUCGACUCUGAUAUUCCUGUUUGUACAGCUAUAAAUAUACCAAAAAAAAUAGUUCAUUGAGUUCCAAAAUUAAAAAUGUAUUGGUCUCAAUGUUUACUAAACUCUAAAGUUAAAAUUCAUAACUCACUAAUGUUUCUGUAAAAAGACACCUUAAUUUAUCUUUAGUCCAUUUUUUAUCAUUACAUUCUUUAAAAUGUUGAAACGUACAUAAUUAAUUUUAGUUUCUAUCGAAUAUACAAAUCUAGACGGAUCAGUAGUAUAGUCAGGUUGCAUAUGAUCGGAAUCGUGACUGACUGGUCCAACCUUGGCAGAUAGAUUCUUAUAGCCCUGAAAAAUAUAUAUAGAAGUAGGUGGACAUUAUGAGUAGCGAGCUGUACAUAUAUGUCACCCUAACAAUUUGAAAUUAGUUUACAUAGUUUUGUUAUUCAGACUGUUAAAAGCUUUUUGAGGUUUGGUCUUUGUGAUCCUUUCCAUAACCUAACUUACGGUCCAUCGGCAAAUUUGUCGUUCUGAAUAGCGCCAACUAUUGUUUGACAAUGUCAAUGAUCGUGCGAUGCUACAGUGCUAGCUAUUAAAGCUAGUCCGUAGUGUGUCUGUUCAAGUACCUCCCGUUUUGAAAAUGCAUGGCACACUUGUUGAAGGUUUUCUUGGGUAAUUUGCUUGGAUAGACUACUCAAGUGUUUUGCCUUCCUUUUUAACGGUAACGUUGGGCCGCGUAAUAGCCCAGAUCGGAAAAUAACCACUUCGCCCCAUUACCACUUCUGCAUAUGUGGCAUUGGUUGCCUUGCAACUCAAUCCCAUGGUGGUGACUUUCUACUAGUUUAAUAUGUGGUAGAUAACAUAAUGAUGAUUAUGAACCCUCUUAAUUCAUGAUUUGUUUUUCUGAAAAAUGGUACAGGCUUUAAAAAAAAAAUGUUAUGUUUCGCUAUUGCCAUCGUUCACUUGCAGUGGAUGGACCGUGUGGUUUCCCGACCUGUUAACGAUAUUAAACGCCAGCAUCUUUGGCACUGCUUGGAACCAGGCUGCCAACCGAAUGGUUCACAUACUUUAUUUCCCUUUCAAAAAAUCUGUGGCCAGUCGCAUUCCGUUUGCUUGCCGAGCUGUAUCAAAAUUAACUUCAAAUUAGAAAGUUUUUUCCAGCAACGUGGAAAAUACGCUUUAGAUUGACGCAGAUUUCCGCCUUAAUUUCUACAUUUUCUUACAGCACAGUAUUUUACCAACAUUAUGAUACCAAAUUAAGUUGCGACGAUUUGCGCGCGACGCUCGAUUGUGUCACAUUUCUUUAAGUCUUAGGCUAAAA
Molecule: messenger RNA, 5678 nt
Organism: Patiria miniata (bat star)
Lineage: Eukaryota; Metazoa; Echinodermata; Asteroidea; Valvatida; Asterinidae
Product: hepatocyte growth factor receptor-like
Exons: 27
Coding region: 86-4069 (1327 amino acids)
Biological process (GO): negative regulation of cell adhesion; protein phosphorylation; regulation of cell migration
Cellular component (GO): semaphorin receptor complex
Molecular function (GO): semaphorin receptor activity; ATP binding; protein tyrosine kinase activity
Source: RefSeq, a predicted model, not a curated record